UGUGUUGGCAAGAAGGGGAAGUAUUUGACCACCGGUCAGGCUGUAACAGAGUUUGAGAGCAACAGGGCUGCUUACUUAGCAGCUCUGGGUUUCACAAGUGGCUCUGUGGGCUAACGAGACAUCCUGUGAGAAGCUGACCAGCCGGUGAACUGGGUGAAGUUGUAAUGUAUUGGUGAUACAUGGCCUUACAAGGGCAGCAGAGUGAUGUGGAGUCAUUUUGUUUCUGAAGGAAGUGAAGGCCACUGUCAGGGCAUAAUAUUGAACUAGGCUAGACCUGUUCUGGUCUGUCAGUCCAGUGCCGCUGCAUAGGAAAUGGCCACUCUCCCUAACAAAACUAGCUUUACAUUUACUUCCCACCUUCUUGCUUUCCCACGGUCUCCUUUGAUCCUCUGGUUCCUCCUUUCUUCCUUAAAUGCGCUUAUAUAGUUGGCUUCCGUGUAUUCUCAUGGUAACACAUUCCAUAUAUUCGCUUCUGCUUGAGGGAAACACUCCCCAUCCACCCACACAUGUAAGAGUGCUCCGGGCCAAACUCUGAUCACUUCUGUGUCAAUGUGAACCCGAGCAGCUCCACUGACUCUGGCCCUUGCUGCUUUGGGGUCACAACUGCAUAGCUCUGAGUAUAACGUGGUCCUUUGACUGGACUGAAGGGUCAGGGGAGGCUGGUUUGAGCCGCCCACGUCACACAGACAGAAAUAUCUGUUCUGUAAACAGUUCUCCUCCUCGGCGAGGUAUGCUGUGGAAUAGGGUUUUGCUUUUCACGGGUUUUGCAAAUUGCAGAGAAGCUGUCUGUAAUGCGGAGGAACAGUGUAUGCUGAAUAACGAGGCAUAAUUGAUUCUUUCUCGUAUCCCGGCUCUUUACAAAUGCAUACAAUGGAGCAAGCACGAUGAUUUCUUAGCAGCACAGGAACACCGUAGCUGAAAUUCAAGCCUGGGGAAAAGGAGGGAGGUGUGGUGAGGUGUUGAGCGAACACACUUGGCAGAGCUGGAUCACUGACACGACGAAGCUCCCGGCGUUUCUGUCUGGGCACUGCUCUGCGGAUGCUCACCCUGCUCUUACCUGAGUUGACAAAAGCCCCCUGUAUGGACUGAGCCACCACUUUUCUCCAGAAAUCGCGCUUUCAGUGCUUGCCUUUAAUUGUCGCUUAGCAGGCAGUAGAGCAGUGCCGAGACUAACAGACCCCUCUGCAGUGUGUGCUGGUAGGGUGUGUAACUCCAGACCACCAACCUAGAGUAAUUUGCUGUACUCCAACCCCCCUUCUUCUGGGGGUGGGGCGGAGUAGUAUUUUUUUUUUAGGUAUGAAAUUUACAGGAUCUCCAAUCAAAUUAAAGGUGUCCCAGGGUCAACCCGUCAAACUAAAUUGCAGCCUCGAGGGAAUGGAAGAUCCUGAGAUGUUGUGGAUCAAGGACGGAGAAGUGGUGCAAAGCGUAGACCAGGUGUACAUUCCAGUAGAUGAAGAGCACUGGAUCGGCUUCCUCAGCUUGAAAUCCGUCGAGCGGACAGAUUCUGGGAAGUACUGGUGCCAGGUUGAGAACGGGGGGAAGAAGGAAGAAUCACAGCAAGUGUGGCUCAUAGUGGAAGGUGUGCCGUACUUUACUGUGGAACCUGAGGAUGUGUCCGUGUCCCCUAAUGCCCCAUUUCAUAUGGCCUGUGCUGCUGUUGGUCCCCCUGAACCAGUGACAAUUGUCUGGUGGAUGGGAGACUCUAGAGUGGGGCUUCCAGACAUCUCCCCCUCCAUCUUAAAUGUGUCAGGUAUUAAUCAAAGCACAGUUUUCUCCUGCGAAGCUCACAACGUAAAGGGAUUGUCUUCAUCUCGGACAGCCACUGUUCAAAUUAAAGCCAUGCCUCUCCCGCCUCUCAAUGUAACUGUAAGCCAAGUCACCAGCAGCAAUGCCAGCGUGGUCUGGGUGCCAGGAUUUGAUGGCCGUGCACCCCUCCAUUCUUGCACUCUUCAGGUAGCUGAGUCACCAGAUGGCCAGGAGGUCUCCACUGAAGUCACCCCAGUGCCACCCUUUGCCUACGGCGUGCAAGGCCUGAAACAUUCCACCAACUACAGCGUUCGUGUGCAGUGCAGCAAUGAGAUGGGUAGCUCCCCUUUCACCGACAGGGUUUAUUUCCAGACCCUGGAGCUUGCUCCAAGCAGCACUCCACAGAAUAUCCAUGUUAUCCAAAGAGAUCCUGGUCUGAUUUUGGAGUGGGAAGGUGUGGCUCCAGAUGUGCUGAAAGAAAAUGUCCUGGGAUACAGGCUGGAGUGGAUUCAGGAUAAUGUAACUCAGGGGGAGAUGAUCGUACAGGAUACAAAAGCUAAUCUCACAACGUGGAAUCCUCUCAAGGACCUGAUCAUCAGGGUGUGUGUGCUGAACUCUGCAGGAUGCGGGCCCUGGAGUGACUUCUUCCUGCUUGAAGCUCAAGAGGUCAUGGGUGGCCAGAGACAACCUCCUUAUGGAACGUCCUGGGUUCCUGUGGCAUUGGGCAUUCUCACAGCUCUGGUCACGGCUGUUGCCCUGGCUCUCAUUCUCCUUCGGAAAAGAAGAAAGGAGACUCGGUUUGGCCAUGCCUUUGGCAGUGUGGUUGGCAGAGGGGAUCCAGCAGUCCAUUUCAGAGCUGCCAGGUCUUUCAACAGGGAGGGCCCAGAGCUCAUUGAAGCAACAUUGGAGAGUGUGGGCAUCAGUGACGAGCUGAAGACGAAACUCAAAGAUGUCCUAAUCCAGGAACAGCAGUUCACCUUGGGAAGAAUGUUGGGCAAGGGGGAGUUUGGGUCAGUUCGAGAGGCACUACUGAAGCUAGAUGAUGGCUCUUUCCAGAAAGUGGCAGUGAAGAUGCUAAAAGCGGACAUCUUUACCUCAACUGACAUCGAGGAGUUUCUGCGAGAGGCUGCGUGUAUGAAGGAGUUUGACCACCCUCAUGUCACGAAGCUGAUCGGAGUCAGUCUUCGGAGCCGUCCCAAGGGCCGUCUCCCAAUUCCCAUGGUGAUCCUGCCCUUCAUGAAGCAUGGAGACCUUCAUGCUUUUCUGCUGAUGUCACGGAUUGGGGAAAACCCUUUUAAUUUGCCUGUUCAGACACUCCUCAAGUUCAUGAUUGACAUUGCCAGUGGGAUGGAGUACUUGAGCUCAAAAAAUUUCAUACACAGGGACCUCGCAGCUCGGAACUGCAUGUUGGAUGAGAACAUGAACGUGAGUGUUGCAGACUUCGGGCUUUCCAAGAAAAUCUACAGUGGAGACUACUACCGUCAGGGCUGUGCUUCCAAGCUGCCAGUGAAGUGGCUUGCUCUGGAAAGUCUGGCGGAUAAUCUGUACACAACACACAGUGAUGUGUGGGCCUUUGGGGUGACCAUGUGGGAGAUUGUGACCCGAGGGCAAACCCCUUACGCUGGCAUUGAGAAUGCAGAAAUCUACAACUACCUCAUCAGCGGGAACAGGCUGAAGCAGCCGCCGGAGUGCCUGGAAGAUGUCUACGAUCUCAUGUGCAGAUGUUGGCAUCCUGAGCCCAAGCUACGCCCCAGCUUCGCAGUGCUCCGCUCUCAGCUGGAGAUGAUUCGGGGGAGGAUGUCCGCGCUCUCUUCCAGUCAAGAUCCUCUCUAUGUCAACAUUGGGAAGGACAAAGAGGUGUCUACGAGUGACCCUGCCCUGCACGCCUCCUUUGGAAACACGGACGGUGAAGAAACUGUUGCUGGGGCAGCUGCUGCUGUCACAAGUGACUAUCGCUACAUCAUGAGCCCCUUGUGCCUUGGAGAUGAUGCCGAGGGUGAAAGGCACCCAGAUGGGCAGGAAGGGGAGGACAAAAGCCUUCUGUGUGAGCUGGAGACAGAAGGAGAGAAAAGUUGUUAGCCUGUACAUAGCAGUGACACUCUGCUUCCCUGGGAUGGGAUGUGUGCAGCCGCAGCGCCGUGUCGCCUGGGGCUCUGAUGCUGGAUCUGAAAUGGCUUUGAACAGUACUCCUGGGCAGCUUUUGUAGCUUUCACCACCUGUGUGGGCUGCAGUGGUGGAUGGCUCGGAAGGACCACAACCCUGACAACCCCUUGGAUUUGGGGGAGGUGGGCUGUAGGGUUACAGAUUGAUUGCAUCCAGCUGAAAGGAGUUCAGAGCUAAGGUGGGCAGUGAGAGUCUGCUCCUCUGAUGGCUGGAGCAGAGCAGAACACACCUUCUGUUCAGUCAGUGCUCGCUCUUGUGUAGAUGUUGUCUUCGAUCCUGGCUGCGUGACUUCGGGACUGGUACCUCUGAAAACACUAGUGGGUAUUUACACUGUCGUUCAGGACAAGAGGGCAAAAUUCCCCUUGUGUUUCGCUCUGCAGUACUGCCUAGACUUGUUGCCUACCUCAGUGGUUCUCAAACUGAUCUGCAGAUCUGCUUCUACCCAGCACUGAAUUUGAGCAUCUGGCUUACUUCAUGCAGUGACACUUGCUGCUUCCUCAGUUUGGGGCUCUUUUCAGAGUUUCAGACACCUUGGUGAGCGAUGAAAUUAGAAAAAAUGAAAAUCCAGCAUCCCUUUUCACCCCACAUAUCUCUUUUAUGUCUUUCUUCUGUUUGAUGCCAAUUCAGGCCUGACCAGACUUGCAGCUGGCAUUAAAAUGCAAAGGGAGGGAGAGCAACUGGCAUGUGUGAGGACAGAAUCCAACUUCAAAGGGAUGGAAAGGAAGCAGUGUAGAGAGGACUUAACAGCAGUAUGGGGAAACAGUGCUAAUUAAUACUAAGUGCUGCCCUCCAGGAGAGGAAGGAGACAGCUUAGCUACAGAAUGGCAGACUUGCUUCGGUUUCAGCGGGAGCAGGAUUCAGCAUUUGCUUUAAAAUAGGACUCGUUUAAUCUUUCUCUUUAACAGUCCUAUGACUUUUUCAAAUAACCAAGUGCUGUAGCUGCUGCAGUGACAGUGUGAAAUUGGUUUUGGGAAGGUGUGUGUGUGUUGGGGAGAAGGGAUUAACUGUGAGAUCUCUCUGAAGAGAGAGUCCUCAUGAUGAGAAAGCUUGAGAACCACUGGCCUUCCUAGUUAGGAGGUCUUCUGGCAUGCUGUAAAAGUCACAUCAGAACAUAGACUAGUAUCACUGCAGCCUUCCAGAUAGGGCAAAAUUAAUGGUUUUGCCCUUCAGGUUUUGUUUUGUUUUCCAAUCAGCAUGUCUGACUCACUAUAACUGCAAGUGCUUGUGUGGUUUUUAAUAAUUUAAUAAUAUUUUACUGUAAAUCAGCAUUUGUUUUGUGCAGUGGUUCUCAGCAAGGAAGUGCAGUUACAUCUUACUCUACUGAUCCUAAAUAUUUGCUAGAUCUUAAUUUUUUAUUUCCAGUGCGCUGAAAACUCAGUAGUAUCACAAGACUUAAGAUUCCACUUGGCUCUUUCUCAGAAACGAAUUCCACAAACGUCAUCAUUUGCUGAGUUGGCAAAGGUGGGACCAGUUAAGUCAAAAGAGAUUGCAGACUUGAUACCAGAACACUCCGCCUUUUGAUGCCCUGUAUUUGUGUAUUGUAAAGCUUGGGGCUAGCUACAAAUUUCGGGUCCAGUUUCAGCCCUUAAUGAGAACACUUCCUAGGGAAGGGGAAUUUCAGCCUGGGGCGUGGGCAUGGGUCCUUUCUGUAAAGUGAUGUCCUCCAGAUGUCUCCCAAAGUUCGGUACCGUUUCUCAGUUGCAGAUACAAACUGCACCGUCUUAUACCCCAGGCAGUACAGAGUUUUCUCUUCGUUUAGCUGGAAUACUGUAAAUGCAGGUGAGAAGAUAACACCUAACAAAGGGUAACAAGAAACCUGUGCAGUGCACGUUUGCAGUGAAGGCAGAAGGCUAUGCUCCCUGCAGCUGCCUGGGAAGCGCAGAUGUACAUAUAGACUCUAACUUUGGGAAGCAUGUUGUUAGUUUUUAUGCAUUUUUUUAAUAAUAAAACAUGUACUGUGUCUGAG
This is a messenger RNA of Calidris pugnax (ruff), 5875 nucleotides long. RefSeq names its product TYRO3 protein tyrosine kinase (gene TYRO3). Gene Ontology annotation, cellular component: signaling receptor complex. The coding region runs from base 1297 to 3825 and encodes 842 amino acids. NCBI's taxonomy places the organism in Eukaryota, Metazoa, Chordata, Aves, Charadriiformes, Scolopacidae. The record is from RefSeq and is a predicted model, not a curated record. Gene Ontology annotation, molecular function: transmembrane receptor protein tyrosine kinase activity; ATP binding; protein binding. The transcript is spliced from 18 exons. Gene Ontology annotation, biological process: cell migration; multicellular organism development; nervous system development.